Molecule: messenger RNA, 1710 nt
Organism: Priceomyces carsonii
Lineage: Eukaryota; Fungi; Ascomycota; Pichiomycetes; Serinales; Debaryomycetaceae
Gene: ABC1
Product: protein kinase
Exons: 1
Coding region: 1-1710 (569 amino acids)
Biological process (GO): ubiquinone biosynthetic process
Source: RefSeq, a predicted model, not a curated record
AUGAUACUAAAAGGUAUUUAUGAAGCUAUGGCGAUAGCCAAUGGUGGCCGUCAGGUGCUAACAAAAAUGGCUAGCGAAAUGCAAAGAGAAUUAAGCGUAGCUUAUAACUACUCUUUGGUUGGUCAAAAUGUGAGACAAUGCGAUACGCACGCAGGGAUGUGGGAGAAUUUACAUGCUAAGUCAAUUAGUGCAAGAGAUUUCAAAACGACGAAGCGUAAAAAUCAUAGAGCAGCUGGUAAAAUUCAAAAGAGAGAGUAUUCUACUAAAUCGUUUUCUCCAUCCCAAGAUUUUGGUACUGGCGCGGGUUCAGGUUCUAAUUCGGGUCCACUGAGAAGAGUGUCGAAGCAUAUAAUUGGCUCAAAGAAACCUAAUACUGCUCAGAUGACAAGCAGUGAAGUCCCCAGUUCCAGAUUAGCUAGAAUUUUUCAUUAUGGUAGUUUGGCAGCUGGCAUGGGUCUUGGUGCUGCUACUCAAGGGAUCAAGCAAUACGCAUCUGGUAAGCCAACGGCAAUUAAUAUGAAAUCAUUGUUCUUGUCUCCUCAGAACAUUGAGCGUAUGGCCAAAAAAUUCUCAAAGAUGAGGGGAGCUGCAUUAAAAAUUGGUCAAAUGAUGUCCUUUCAAGAUUCUUCUAUUUUACCAACUGAGAUUCGUCAGGUUUUAUUAAGAGUACAGAAUUCUGCACAUUACAUGCCACCCGGCCAAUUAGAAAGAGUGAUGGUUAAUGAUUUGGGAAUUAAUUGGAGGGAACGUUUAUUCACAUCGUUUGAAGAUGUCCCUGUAGCAGCCGCUUCAAUCGGUCAAGUUCAUAAUGCUGUUACCGAAGAUUUAACUCCUGUUGUUGUGAAGGUACAGUAUCCUGGUGUGGCAACAAGUAUUGAUUCUGAUUUGAAUAAUUUAUUGAUGUUGUUAACGGCGUCAUCUAUUUUACCUGCUGGAUUAUUUUUGGACAAGACAAUUGCAAAUGCAAGAACAGAACUAAAAUGGGAAUGUGACUAUAUAAGGGAGGCCCAGAAUCUUAUCCGGUUUCGUGAUAUUUUGAAGGACGAUGACGUUUUUGAAGUACCUAGAGUUUUUCACCGUUUGUGUGGUGAACAUGUUUUAACAAUGGAGAGGAUGAGAGGUAUUGAAAUCGUGAAAGGUAAUUGGGAUCAAAAGACAAAGGACUGGAUCGCUACCAACAUCAUGAGGCUCUGUUUAUUGGAGAUCAAGAAAUUCAAAUUCAUGCAAACAGAUCCUAAUUGGGCGAACUUCUUAUAUAACGAAUCAACUGGUAAGAUCGAAUUAUUGGAUUUUGGUGCUGCACGCGACUUCAGCGAUGCGUUUGUCGAAGAUUAUGUGAACGUUUUAAGGGCUGCGGUUAAAAAGGAUCGUGAUUCAGUUGAGCAUUACUCGAAAAAGUUGGGUUACUUGACUGGGUUAGAGUCUCCACACAUGGUCAAAGCCCAUGUUGAUUCAGUAAUGGUUUUGGGCGAAGCUUUUUCACCCGUUGACAAUAAGGGAAAGCCAUUUGAUUUCAAGCAACAGACAGUAACAGACAGGGUCAGAGAUAAUAUUGGAGUCAUGUUGAGUGAGAGAUUAACACCUCCGCCUGAGGAAACUUAUUCCUUGCAUAGAAAGCUAAGUGGUGUAUUUUUACUUUGUGCUAGACUUAAUGCUACUGUCCCCUGUGAAAAGUUGUUCGAAGAAAUCGUUGGCUUUGACGAUAAAUGA